UAACUCCAAGAGUUGUAUAUAAAUUUCAAACAUGUUUGUAAUCCAGCAGAAUGCCAUAAAAUGCUUUUGGAGAAUUAAGAUUACAAUGAAGUCAAUCAUCAACUUCUCGUUAUUGAUUAGUCUUCAAGUCUGUUGCCAUCAGUUCCCGGAAUACCCUGAUCAUGACCAUGUCCACAAAGAUAUAAAUUCAAACAAACAUCAGGACCUUCCUUUGGCAGAAGAAGAGAAGUACCCAAACUAUCAUAAGAUAGUUUCCAGUAAUGCUGAAUUUGCAUUCAGAUUCUACCAGCAAAUUGCUUCAGAUGCAGCUGUCAAAAAUAUUUUCUUCUCUCCCUUCAGCAUCUCCAUAGCUUUUGCACUGCUGACUUUAGGUGCCAAAUCAGAAACCAGGGAUCAGAUUCACAAAGCACUUGCUUUUAACCUCUCAGACAUUGAAGAGAGGGAGAUACAUGAAGGAUUCCAACAGCUCAUCUAUGUGCUUAGCCAUCCAAGAAAUAAAGUACAGGUGAACAUAGGCAAUGCCUUGUUCAUUGAAGAAUCCUUGAAAUUCCUGCCUAAAUUUUUGGAAGAUGCCAAAACCUUGUAUGAAGCUGAGGGCUUCUCUGCCAAUUUCAGUGUUCCCAGACUGGUUAAAAAGCAAAUUAAUGACUAUGUGAGAAACAAGACUCAUGGGAAAAUAGCUCAUGCUGUUGAGGAUCUUGAACCAACCAUUGUGAUGGUCCUUGUGAACUACAUGUUCUUCAAAGCUUCCUGGAAAAAACCUUUUAACACUCAUUUUAUCAGAAAAGAAGACUUCUUUAUAGAUGCAAACACAACAGUGCAAGUUGAUCUGAUGAGACGCACAGACUACUAUAACAUUUUCCACGAUGAAGAUCUUUCUUGCUGGGUGGUAGAAAUUCCUUAUGAAGGAGAUGCUACGGCAUUGUUUAUUCUACCAGAUGAAGGGAAGCUAGAGCAUGUGGAGGCAGCUUUGGUGAGGGAAACCCUGUCUAAAUGGAGAACUUCCUUUACGUAUAAAAAUAUAAAUCUGCAAAUUCCCAAAUUUUCAAUGUCUACAUCUUACAACAUCAAAGGCUUGUUACGAAGAAUGGGAGUGACUGCUGUCUUUGACAACACUAGUGACUUAUCUGGAAUUACUGGAAAACGCGAUCUGAAGGUUUCAGAAGCCUUUCAUAAAACUUUGCUGAACAUUCAUGAGAGUGGCACGGAGGCAGCAGCCGUCACCAUUAUAGAAUUUAUGCUACGUUCUGCUCCUGCUCACGUUUCACAUUCUAUCAGAUUCAACAGAUCCUUCUUGAUGAUAUGUAUUGAUAAGCAAACGGAGAUCAUCACUUUCCUAGGGAGAAUUAUGAAUCCUACUGAAGAAUGAAGAAUAAAUAUUAGAAUAUGUCAGCCUGUUUAGGUAAUUAUAAAAAUACCUCCCUAAAGCAAAUGGCUAGGUCCCUACUAACAGGACAGAGUCUGCAACUGCAUUAUAAUUGAUUGAAACCAACAGUUUGUGAGAAAAGUAAAAGAAUGUUGUGCUUUUAUAAUAAAAUUGAUUUUAAGCUCUGCCAUCUUGUAGGUUCACCUUUUGUACUACCAUCUGAAAAUCUGAUGCUCAUUUUUAUUGUUGGGAAAGAGCAAUUCUAACUGCCAUAUCUCAAUACAAUAUUCCUGAGUUAGGAAAAGUUUAGAGGAAAAGGCAAACAUUGGGCAAUUUUUCAAUGGGCUUUUAAGCAUAUACAGGUAUGAGUAAUGUGGAAUAUGACAGGAGUGUAUAAAAUUGUACAUAAUAUGGAAAUAAUGACAAUAAAUACAUUUUUGGUGUGGCCUAA
Molecule: messenger RNA, 1817 nt
Organism: Python bivittatus (Burmese python)
Lineage: Eukaryota; Metazoa; Chordata; Lepidosauria; Squamata; Pythonidae
Product: alpha-1-antitrypsin-like
Molecular function (GO): serine-type endopeptidase inhibitor activity
Source: RefSeq, a predicted model, not a curated record